AUGAAAGUUCGGCUGCUGGACGUGAACCUGAUCAUUGUCGGCGACGGGCCACGUGCGGAGCUGCUGCUAGAACGGCGCCUGGCAGCUGGCGGCAGAGUGUGCCUCUUGCACACGAGCCAGCCCCCAAAGCCCCAGCAGAGCUGCUCAGCGGCAGCGGAGGCGGAGAAGACCGUGGAGGAGGAGGGUGCGCAGGAUCUGGAAGAUGAGCUGGAAGAAAACUUGGAGCCCAUGUUUCAUGAGGACUCCUUCAUCUGGGAUCCUCCAGAGCCUCAAACCGCGCCUUCUACAGCUGUGCGCUCACUGCAGCGCCGCUUUCGGUGCCGCCGUCGAGGACUGAUCCGCAUCGGCCCUGACAUCGUGGAUCUGGAGACCGGGCAGUGGUACGAGCUCAUGCGCGAUGGCCGGGGCCGGCCCACCGGCGUCCGCGUGCUGCAAAGCCAGCCGGGCGAGCCAAAUAAGCCCGGGCAAGUGACGGUGGUGUGGCAGAUGUCUGGAGGCGUGCUGCUGGCAGACAAUGCUGCACCGGGCAAUCGGAGCAAAAGCUGGCAACAGCUGCGUGGCUCCCUGGUCUGGGCACAAGCUGCUGAUGUGGAGGUGAUUGCUGAGGAUGCAAAACCAGCCAUGGUUAUGCAUCGUGGGAAUCCUGCUUACUGCACGGUAUACUUUGUUGUCUGCAUGAUCAUCUUUUACCUACCAUCGAUUCGCCUGGAGCCGGAACUCCAGCCUGGGCAGUUUGCAUGGUGGCGGGUCGUGACGACCCCUUGGAUUCUGGUGGUCUUGCCUCUGCAACUUCACCGGGCGAUUUCAGAGACAUAUUUGGGCUUUGAUCCAGGAAGGCGGGCUCUACCUGUGCGAGUCGCAGCAGUAGUUGCAUAUUGCUUGUGUCCCAUACCAGGGAUGUUCAUUUUGGGCGGCUACUACCAUGUCCCUUACUUCGUUGUUCUCCUGGUAAUGAUGGAGACUUGGACGCUUGUGGAGCUCUACUUGAUGCACAGCCUCUACAGGGAGAAUCAAGGCAGCAAGCCCUGUCAAAGCCCCCCGGAAACAGCUGCAAAGCCCAAGGACUUCAAGAAGCAGCUGCUGUUCACAUGCAUGUUGAACUGGUCGCGCAGUCUGAUCCAGGCCACCAUGUGGUUAAUUACCCUCGCCUAUGGACGGCUGGAGCCGUGGAACUCGUAUGCAGCAGGCCUGUUUCUGACCACUACCACCAGUACCGCAGAACUGACGUUCGUGGCUGCCUUGCAGGCGUUCUACGAUCGCCUGGUCUGGCGGCCACGUGCGGACCACACAGCAGAGCAGGCCGUGGUGGGGGAUCAGAUGGAGUAUUUCAGCGGCCUUUUGGCAUUUGCCCAUGGGAUUUGUGAGUCCGUGCGCUUGACCAAUCUGCUGGCGACGGCAAUCCUCAGCAACGAUUGGAGGUGGAGUUGGCUGGGGACCGUUGCGAUGAUCUUCGUGGGCAACGUUAGUCAGCGCUAUGGACUCCACACCUACGUGUUCACGUUGUUGCUGCCUAAGCGCUUCUUGCAUUUGGUGCGACCUGGCUGUGUUGCAAUGAUGCACCGACAUGCAAGGUUCCAUGCCGGCUACUACCGUUUCUUGGGCGUUCUCGGCUUCAUUGCAGUGAAUGCCAUUGGUCAACAACUUAUCCCGGCGAGGACCACUAAGCUUCUAUUCAAUGAGCAGGCACUGAUCUUGGCCGGGGUGCUGUUCGUCUUCGAGCUGCUGGAAGAUGCGGUGGUAGCUCUGAACUUCCUGCCUCUGGACCCAUGGAGGAGCCGCAUGUCGGAGCACUAUGCAAAGCUCCACUCGCUUCAUAUCAAGCAGCUGCUUUGCAAGGAUUCACGCGGCCUCUCCAACCGAACACCCCUGCGUCUGCAUGGGGCGCGCUACUUGACAAACGAUAAGAUUUGGCUGCUCUACGAGACCGGUGCCCUCAUGCUCAUGGUCUUCCUCUGGGUGCCACUAGGAAUCGGCUUUACCUUCGGAAUUUGUCCUGAGCCUAUCCCUCAAGAUCUGCGGGUAUUGGAUGCACUCGCCUGGACAACGCCAUGGCGAUGCAGCUGA
This is a messenger RNA of Symbiodinium necroappetens, 2064 nucleotides long. The record is from the annotation of a GenBank genome assembly. Lineage: Eukaryota; Dinophyceae; Suessiales; Symbiodiniaceae.